GGCGGCGGUUGCUUGGGCGGGGCCGGUAGCGGCGGGAGCUGCACUGGCCAGAGGUUCCGGCUGUAUUUCCAUGAGCGCCGCCGGCAGCCGCGGAGCUUCGGGAACCGGACUCGGGGCGAGCUGGGCCGCUGUAGGCAACCAGGCACAGCUUUUAGGUUAAUUUGAAUAAGACAUCUGACCUGACCGGCCCAACUGUUCAACUCCUCAAUGAAAAUUAAUAUUCGCAGGGAGGAGUAAGUGACAUAGAUCAAGAUGAACGCCAUGCUGGAGACCCCCGAGCUCCCGGCCGUAUUUGAUGGGGUAAAGUUGGCCGCAGUGGCUGCCGUGCUGUACGUGAUCGUCCGGUGUUUGAACCUGAAGAGCCCCACAGCUUCACCUGACCUCUACUUCCAGGACUCGGCACUUUCACGCUUUCUGCUCAAGUCCUGUCCUCUUCUGACCAAAGAAUACAUUCCACCAUUGAUCUGGGGGAAAAGUGGACACAUCCAGACAGCCUUGUAUGGGAAGAUGGGAAGGGUGAGGUCACCACACCCUUACGGGCACCGGAAGUUCAUCACCAUGUCUGAUGGGGCCACUUCUACAUUCGACCUCUUCGAGCCCUUGGCUGAGCACUGUGUUGGAGAGGACGUCACCAUGGUCAUCUGCCCCGGAAUUGCCAAUCACAGUGAGAAACAGUAUAUCCGCACCUUCGUUGACUACGCCCAGAAAAAUGGUUAUCGGUGCGCUGUGCUGAACCACCUGGGCGCCCUGCCCAACAUUGAACUGACCUCGCCACGCAUGUUCACCUAUGGCUGCACGUGGGAAUUUGGAGCCAUGGUGAACUACAUCAAGAAGACCUAUCCCCUGACCCAGCUAGUCGUCGUAGGCUUCAGCCUGGGUGGUAACAUCGUAUGUAAAUACUUGGGGGAGACUCAGGCAAACCAAGAGAAGGUCCUGUGCUGUGUCAGUGUGUGCCAGGGGUACAGUGCACUGAGGGCCCAGGAAACCUUCAUGCAGUGGGAUCAGUGCCGGCGGUUCUACAACUUCCUCAUGGCCGACAACAUGAAGAAGAUCAUCCUCUCGCACAGGCAAGCUCUGUUUGGAGACCAUGUGAAGAAGCCCCAGAGCCUGGACGACACAGACUUGAGCCGGCUCUACACAGCGACAUCCCUGAUGCAGAUUGAUGACAAUGUGAUGAGGAAGUUUCAUGGCUAUAACUCCCUGAAGGAAUAUUACGAGGAAGAAAGCUGCAUGAGGUACCUGCACAGGAUUUAUGUGCCUCUCAUGCUGGUUAAUGCAGCUGAUGACCCCUUGGUACAUGAAAGUCUUCUAACCAUUCCAAAGUCUCUUUCAGAGAAACGGGAGAACGUCAUGUUUGUGCUGCCUCUGCAUGGGGGCCACCUCGGCUUCUUUGAGGGCUCUGUGCUGUUCCCUGAGCCCCUGACAUGGAUGGACAAGCUGGUGGUGGAGUACGCCAACGCCAUUUGCCAGUGGGAACGUAACAAGUUGCAGUGCUCCGACACGGAGCAGGUGGAGGCUGACCCAGAGUGAGGCCUCCGGACUCAGGCACGCUCCAGUGGCCCUCCUCUGGAACCUCACCUGCUGUUUCAGGUCUCCCAUCUCCCUUAGUGACCUGGAUCUGACCUCACACCAUCAGCGGGGGGGGGGGCCACCCACACGGGGCACCCACCAUGCACACCUGUUUCUAAGGAUGCGGCUAUCCCUGGGAGCUCCAGGCCAUUUUUGUGCUUAGUUAUUGGUUUUCUCCGUUGCAUUGUUAGCCAUGAUGACAAGCGACAGGGUUCUCAUCCACCUGUCCGGUUUCAGUGUCUGGUUGCUUUCAAGCCAAUUAUAUCUAGUUUCCCUAUUAAAAAUGUAUCUGAACAGCAGUUUUGCUUUGCCAAUCAAAGGCUUUUCCCUGAGAACCGUGAAGGAUGUAUGUUACUUUGUGGUGGUUGUAUGUGUCCUUAUGUAGACACUGAAAAGAGCUCACCAUUCUAGGCCAAUGCUGGAGUCACAACUCAGCUUGGGAGCCUGAGGACCUGGGCCUCCCAAGGCCGGAGUAUGGACCUUUAAGUGUCAACGGAAAUUCCUUUGAGGCACAAGCCAAGUUUCUUCCUCACUAUUUUCGAAGACAAUUUCCCCACACUUUGCUGCUGCUGAGAGUUACGUGGGGCACUUGUUAAAAAUUCAGCCUCUCAGGUCCCUCUGCUUAGAGAGGCUGAUUCAGUGGGGCUGGGAAGGGGUCUGGGGAUUUUGAUUUUUGAUAAGUGCCUCAGGUGAUUCUCAUCAUCAGGCAAAUUUGGGAAAUACUGUCCUAUGGCGCCUUUACACUAGAAACAUUUUGGUAGCUCUUUUUUAAAAAAAAUUCAUAGUUGGAGGUGUCCCUUAAUUCUCAGGGGCCUCCAAAGCAGCAAAGCCUGUCGUGUAGCUGCCCUGUGUGAUUGAAUUGUGAUGUCUCAGAAAUGGCCCUAGGUAGAAGUGAGCAUCUGCGCUGCACCCUGGCUCUGCUCAUCACUGGCUAUAUGACCCUGGAAAAGUCCCUUGGGACUCAGUCCAGGUAGACUGCCGAGAUCACUACCAGUUCUAAAGUUCAAUGACAAACUCAGUUUACUGAGGUUGAGAGAACGUUCCCCCAGGGGAACCUGGGAGCUGUUGUCCCAGUCUAAGCUUGUAGAUGUCAUCAUUUGCCUUUCUUUUUUUGUCCCUCAUUUCACAUAAAGAGGUUUUGGGGUCUUUUUUAAUAAAGCACUCAACUGUAAUUUUUAUUUUUUUAACCCAGGUCUCUGUAACUCUGGCUUUUGAUACCAAACAAUUCAAAAGUUGGAUCUGAGCUUGGAGAAAGAUAUUUCUAACCGAAGAGGUUGUUAUUUUGAAACCAUAUUUUUAACGUAAUAGCCUAUAUUUGUGGUCCGUUGGAUAGAUCUUUCCAAAGUGUGUCUUCUCACCUGAAAAUGUCACUCUUGGUUUCAAGUACUCCUUUUCUCUAAUCCUGUGGGACUUGAAUAUCUAAAGACCCUGCACUUGGAAAAAUCAGCAGUUGCUAUCUAGAACUAAACAGAACUAUGAGUGAAGUCGCCUAGAUAUUAAAAAAAUUUUUUUCCCUGAUUCAUCUCCUGUGACUCCAGGACAGACUAAAAUGUAAACAGUGGACCUGUGUGGGUGUAUAAGGGAUGGAUGGAAACACUGAUCACCUGAAUGUCAGUCCUUAUGGCCACAGGUGCAUAUAAUUUGGGCAUUGGUCUGAGUGACUGUGACAGUAACAUCUGUGACCUGAAGAAGCUGUUUUCUGACAAUCACUAGAUCAUCCUAAUCAUAUCAAAAACAGCCAUUAUUUCAAAAGAUUGAGUUUUCUGUGGUCUCAGCUCAGCUUUGGUAUAAUUUCUCAUGCUUAUCAAAUUCUAUCAUUGUGGCUUUUCCCCCAAGUUGUUAUUUCUCUAAUGCAUUUUCUUUCAUGUUCUUCUAGCACAGAUUGGCACUGUUUUAUCUACCCAUCAAUUUGGAAGCUAGUCCCUCUCCUCUGUUACUUUCCCUCCACUCAACCAUAGCUGUAAUCUAGAAAUAGUCAUAUUUCCUGCUACUGCCUUCAUUUCUCAAAACUUUUUGUGAAAAUAGGUAAACCAAGCAAUAACUUUAUAGGAUUGAAUCACGAUCCCAAGAAGUGAAAGGCUCCUUUCAUUUGCAUGAGGCCACAACUCUUGAUCUCUUCUGACAAAGUAGCGGGCCAGGUACCAUCCCCAUUCAGAAGGAGAAGAGAGAGUCCUGUUGUCACACAAAUGGAGGGGGCAGUGCUUGCAGCGUUGUCUGCAGGGCGGUCCUGGUGACUCCCAUGGAGGAGAGGCAGGGCUGAGGACAUAGCCUUUAUUGCCGCAGAACCGGAAUUUACCCCCCCAAGACUGUGAGGGCCAUGUCCCAGCUGAAAUCUUUUUAGUGUGUGACUCUGAAUGGCACUUACAUUCCAUUUUGGCUCACAUGAAAUCAACUGAAGCCCUUUGUUCAAGCUUUAGGCUCUCAGGCAUGGAAAUGAGAAUGUGACUGUCUGUGGCUGGCUUACAGGACAAUUCUUGUUUGUCCCUGAAUGAGAGCACAGAGGCAUUGAAUUUACAGAGAUGCAAACUUGCCUAAUAAAUGAGGCAGUGGCAUUUUAUAUGUAGGUCAUCUUUUUUCCUUCUCCGGGCUUCCUUGCUUUUCUUCCCAGUCAUUCAUUUCUGAUGAUAAUGUGAAUGCUCUUCUUGCUAUUGAGGUCCUAUUAUCGGGGCUAAAAAAAGGCUGAAUUUUUAAAGAGUGUUUGAAUGUUAUAUUUUAAAAUCAAAUUAAGGUAAUAAAUUGCAUAGAUCCAGCCAAUUCUGUUGCAGGAAUAACUUGUUAAAACCAAGGGAGAAAAAGCACCCACAUUUCUCCUCUUGUACUCCCUGCCUCCUACAUAAUUUGAAGACAUUGAUGAUGAGUGCUCUCAGUCACAUUAGGAUUAUCUGACUUAAAAAACGGUGUCAAGUCUCUUUAAUGCAUUUAUGUUAGAAGAGAGUUUAACAGCCUUGAAGAAAACUUAUCUUUCCUGCUGUGAGUUUGCAUCAAUGAUUUCAGAGCAGAAUGAGGCUAGAAAAUUGUUUGCUGUUAACCUCUCUGCAGUGUUUUACACCUACAGGGAACUGUAUGCCCUACCAUAAAGAUGAAAAUAUGCCUGAAAGAGGAGUGUUCCUUUAUUGACAUGUGUUAUUGAACCAGGGCCCGAGAGGCCUGGGUUCUUACCCUGUCUCUACUUCACAUUGGACAAUGGGCAAGGCACUUCACCUCUCUGAGUCUGUUUCCUCACCUUAGACCUCUCUAAGUCCACUUCAUCUAUCUAUAUAUCGUUUGCCUGAACACUGCUGAACAUUUGCCUGAACUUGGCUUCUGCAGCGCUUGCAGGUGGAAACAACUAUGGCAAGGCUUAAGGCUCAUUUUGAGGGGGCUCAGAGAGAGAGAGUUCUGUAUUGAGCCUUUCCUGGUGAUGACCCUUGGUAUUGUCCAAAGCCCUGUGUUUUUGACUGGCUUCUCUUCAGAGUCUCCGUCGUUAUCGCAGUAUCCUUGCUGUUCUAAGGGUGGUCUUGUGACUGUGGCAGGUGCUGGCCAGUGGAAUGAGAAUAUCUUCAUCCUUCAGUGUGACUAAGGCAGAGCAUUAAGAAUUCCCAGGGCAGAAAUCCUUCCUGCUCAGGCUUUUAUUCUAAAACUACAGUCUUCAUUAAAGCUAAACUUUCUGGGUAGCUGAGCUUAUAUGCCUGGCAUCUGAAUGAGAGCUCUCUUUGUAACUGUGUGACUUGAGAUCUCUUUUGCCAGCUCCAGGGAAACAAUACAUGUGUUCUUGUUUGUGUUUGCCAGGCAAGCAGCUGUCUGAGAUGUGAGAGGCUUUUCUUUUCCUGUGGCAUUGAUUCUGACUUAGAGCUAAAAUAAAGAUCACUGAAACAUCACGUCAAGUUGAAGAAACCCACAGGUCUUUGUCCUUUAGGCAGGACAGGAGAGUUACUAAGAAGCAUUUCACUGCAGCAUUCUGUCACACUAUCACCUAGAAUUGUUUUCUUUGCCCAGAAAGCCUUAACUUGCCUCUAGAAAAUCCCCUGGUAUUACAACAAUAUUGUGGCAUUAUAAUUUGAAUUUUUCCACUGUGAAAUUUUGAAGCAAAGUCACAGCAAAAUUGGAGAAUUUCCUUAAGUGGCCGGUAGACUCCUUGUCACUUUAUCCGCCCCCAAUCCCCAACAAUAUGAGAGAUCCAGACUAGCCAAAUGCCUCAUCUCCAGCACCUUUCUUUCCUUCUUGGCCUUAUUGUGUUGUUCAAAGCUGCUUUGGAUUACUUGGAUGCUUCAAAAAGCCAUGAAAAGUGGCCUGCUCGUGGCAUUUAGAGGCCAGGUGAUUGAGAGAAAGGUUUUCUUCUACCUCUGUUAUUUAAGCAGAGGUAAGUGCCCCCGUCUUUAUAAAGUAGGAUUGCUUUUGCCAAAUUGUAUCUGAAGUUAAGAAAAGGGGAACUGGCCUCUGCAGGCAGAGAGAACUGGAAUGCCAUCUAAAGCAAAGGCUGCUUUCUCUUGCCUGUGUUGCUGCUGCUACUGCAUCCAGAUGCUGUAGCCCAGGCAUCCUCUCGUAGUGGUCCUGGGAAGCAGGCUGCAGAAUCCAAUUUGCCAGCCCUUCUGAGACUCCAGAAAGUAGAUAGCUGCUCAUUUUGGAAGAGUCAGCCCCCCGUGUUCUCUGAACUGUUUUUCCCAGCAUGUAUGUGGGUAAAGCUUUCAUGUAUCUCUAAUGAAUAAGCUGAAGUUAAUUUCUAACUGGUGGAUUAAGUUUUAACCUUCUGAGUUUCAUGAAGUUCUCAGCUUUUAAACUAAACUCCUAUCAAUUAGUAACGAAAUCUACAAAACCUACCUUCUUCUCAUUUUGGUCCCCAUUAGCCAAAAAAAUGCACUAUUGCCAUAAGUUGGGGACCGUCCACUUAUAGCACCUGCAGAAAUACUCUUUGUCUCAAUGGGCAUUCUUCUUCCAGACCAUCCACAUUGAGCAGCCAAGAGUCACCUAGAAUAAUUGCCAACCCUCUUGGUUUCAGCACCAACCACUUCUCUCCCAGGCUGUUCAUGUGGGUGGACGAAGUUCCUGGGCAUAGAAGUUAGGUUUUGUUCAGGUUUCAUUUUGGCCUCUUUAGUUUUCCUAAAGCACAAAUCCAUGUAGAACCCUGUCACCCCUCCACACCAGUUCCAGACGACCUGGGUCUCUCCCACUGCCUCAGGAAGACCUUCACUGUACCUGAGCUUUUGACUUCUGCCACUGCAGCUGCCUUAGUGAUGCCAGGGGUGGGGGGAGGGGGUGGGAAGGGUGGAGCCGAUUCGCAUCUCUCCGUUUCCUGGUUAGACUCAUCAGCCACAACUUAUGUUGGCAGAUCUGCUUCCAGAUUGAUUUUUGAGAACCAUGACUUUCACAUUCCUAAUUCUGGUUUGUUUUGGUUUUGUUUGGUUUUCUGAAUCUUAAAAUGCUACCCUGAAAAUACUGUAUUUUUGAGUUUGUGUUCUGAAAGCCUCCAUGCUGUUGGAUCUUUGGGGGGAAAUAUAGGAUCCUUCAGCACUGAGGUGUUUAAGAUUUGCAACUAGCAAUGCAAUUUUUUCUAAAUAUGAGGAUAUUUACCUUUAUCAAGAAGUUAUACUAAACAAUUGUGUCCUUGAUCACUUUAUGUUCUCAUAUUACUUUUGAUUCUACUUUGAUUCUGUGUGGUGGUAAACAAAGAUCAUUACAAAAAAAACUGUAAUUUUGUUAUCUUUGAUUCAAUGGAAUUUCUUUACUUAAAAAAUAAAGACUAAAAAUGUGG
Messenger RNA from Galeopterus variegatus (Sunda flying lemur), 7297 nucleotides. It is a transcript of the gene ABHD2, whose product is annotated as abhydrolase domain containing 2. The coding region runs from base 253 to 1530 and encodes 425 amino acids. The transcript is spliced from 11 exons. Gene Ontology annotation, molecular function: acetylesterase activity; monoacylglycerol lipase activity. The record is from RefSeq and is a predicted model, not a curated record. Gene Ontology annotation, cellular component: sperm plasma membrane; sperm flagellum. Gene Ontology annotation, biological process: sperm capacitation; medium-chain fatty acid biosynthetic process; steroid hormone receptor signaling pathway. Lineage: Eukaryota; Metazoa; Chordata; Mammalia; Dermoptera; Cynocephalidae.